AUGCCUGACACAGAAAGGAUAGUUGUUUUUACGGAGGAGUCCCUAGAAGACAAUCAGCAGUUUGAAAUGGACCGAGACAGCCGGGAGCUUCAAAUGCGCCAAGAUAUUGCCGUCAUUGAAACCGUCGCCUUUUCCGUCGAAGAAUUAAGACGCGUCCUUAGUCAAAUAAAACCUGGUAAGUCUCCUGGACCCGACGGAAUUCUCGGGUUGAUACUUAGGAAGCUAUCAACGGAGCUGUCAAUGCCUCCUUUGACUCUCUUUGAGCUGUCAAUGAGAACAGGAAGGCUGCCCUCACAGUGGAAGACAGCUAACCUCGUUCCAUAGCAUAAGGGAGGUAGCAGGGUGACAGUAAGCAGCUUUAGGCUUAUUAGCUUAACUUGCCUCCCUUGCAAAACGAUGGAAGCUAUAGUAAACAGCGCUAUACAGCAAUUUUGUGAAGAAAAUAACAUCUUGCAGGAUUUUCAGCAUGGCGUCCGGAGAGGACGUUCCUGCCUCUCAAAUCUGCUAGCUUGUCUGGAGAUCUGGACCAGGGCUCUAGAAGAGGGUUUUGAGAUCGAUGUCGUAUACAUCGAUUUCCGCAAAGCUUUUUACACUGUCCCGCACCAACGUUUUCCUCACAAAUUGAGCGCCAUCGGCAUCCGGGGAGAUCUUCUAAACUGGAUUAGGGCGUUUCUGGUUGGUCGGAAACAACGUGUCUGUGUCGGGGAUGAUAUGUCAGAAUGGGUGAAUGUGACCAGUGGUGUGCCACAAGGCUCAGUUCUGGGACCAUUGCUCUUCAUCCUUUACGUUAACGACAGCCUUCAGGAACUCGACUGCGGCGAAAUAAUGUUUGCAGACGAUGUUAAGCUCUGGCAAGUCAUUAAGGGUCCGAAUGAUCAGAGAUCCCUUCAAGAUAAUCUGCACCGACUGCAAACGUGGUCGAAGAAGUGGCUUCUAGAUUUCAAUGUGGAGAAAUGUGUCAUCCUUCAUCUGCUUCCAACCAACUCUAAUUCAAAUGAGAGCCUGAGGACAUAUCACCUGAAAGAUAUAAGGCUCCCUGCAGAAUCUUCACAGAAGGAUCUCGGGGUUUAG
This is a messenger RNA of Spirometra erinaceieuropaei, 1071 nucleotides long. The record is from the annotation of a GenBank genome assembly. Lineage: Eukaryota; Metazoa; Platyhelminthes; Cestoda; Diphyllobothriidea; Diphyllobothriidae.